AUGGCGGACUUUGUCAAGCUCUCAAUCUUCGGAACCGUCUUUGAGGUGACGACGCGUUAUGUCGACCUCCAGCCUGUGGGCAUGGGCGCCUUUGGCCUUGUCUGUUCCGCAAAGGACCAGUUGUCUGGCACGUCGGUGGCGAUCAAGAAGAUUAUGAAGCCCUUCUCGACCCCGGUUCUGAGCAAGAGGACGUACCGCGAGCUCAAGCUUCUCAAGCACCUUCGCCAUGAAAACAUCAUCUCUCUCAGCGACAUCUUCAUCUCGCCUCUCGAGGACAUUUACUUUGUCACCGAGCUCCUCGGUACCGACCUGCACCGUCUCUUGACGUCGCGGCCACUUGAGAAGCAGUUCAUCCAGUACUUCCUGUACCAGAUCCUCCGUGGCCUCAAGUAUGUGCACUCGGCCGGCGUCGUCCACCGUGACCUCAAGCCGUCCAACAUUCUCGUCAACGAGAACUGUGACCUCAAGAUCUGUGACUUUGGCCUUGCGCGCAUCCAGGACCCCCAGAUGACCGGAUACGUCUCGACGCGUUACUACCGUGCGCCCGAGAUCAUGUUGACUUGGCAAAAGUACGACGUUGCAGUGGACAUUUGGAGUACGGGUUGUAUCUUUGCCGAGAUGCUCGAGGGCAAGCCGCUGUUCCCAGGGAAGGACCACGUCAACCAGUUCUCGAUCAUCACCGAACUGCUUGGCACUCCCCCCGACGACGUCAUCCAAACCAUCGCUAGCGAGAACACUCUCCGCUUCGUGCAGAGCUUGCCCAAGAGGGAGAAGGUGCCGUUUGCGACCAAGUUCCCGAGCGCGGACCCGCUUUCGCUCGACCUGCUUGAGAAGAUGCUCGUCUUUGACCCGCGCACACGUAUCUCCGCAACGGAGGGCCUGGCGCACGAGUACCUGGCGCCGUACCACGACCCCACCGACGAGCCCGUCGCUGCCGAGGUCUUUGACUGGUCGUUCAACGACGCGGACCUGCCCGUCGACACCUGGAAGGUCAUGAUGUACUCUGACAUUCUCGACUUCCACAACCUCGGCGACAUGACCCAACAGGACGCCGAGGGCCCCGUGACCGGCGAGCAGGCCGUCGCUGCUGCCGUGGCCUAA
Messenger RNA from Apiotrichum porosum, 1101 nucleotides. It is a transcript of the gene HOG1, whose product is annotated as MAPK protein hog1. The coding region runs from base 1 to 1101 and encodes 366 amino acids. Gene Ontology annotation, molecular function: ATP binding; MAP kinase activity. Gene Ontology annotation, biological process: osmosensory signaling pathway; protein phosphorylation; stress-activated MAPK cascade. Gene Ontology annotation, cellular component: cytoplasm; nucleus. Lineage: Eukaryota; Fungi; Basidiomycota; Tremellomycetes; Trichosporonales; Trichosporonaceae. The record is from RefSeq and is a predicted model, not a curated record. The transcript has 6 exons.